Nycticebus coucang (slow loris) is the source of this 5493-nucleotide messenger RNA. RefSeq names its product autophagy related 9B (gene ATG9B). Bases 2723 to 5341 code for a protein of 872 amino acids. Gene Ontology annotation, biological process: autophagy of mitochondrion; protein localization to phagophore assembly site. The record is from RefSeq and is a predicted model, not a curated record. The transcript has 13 exons. Lineage: Eukaryota; Metazoa; Chordata; Mammalia; Primates; Lorisidae. Gene Ontology annotation, cellular component: phagophore assembly site; autophagosome.
GGUGAUGGCUUGAUAGUGUGCACAGUCAGUCCCCUCAGCUCCGAGGUAUCCAUGGUAACGCGCCUGCCGCUAACCGCGGGACAUUUUCCUGAGGGUAUCCCGGAGGACAUGGGAAGUCCUCUGGUUUCUAGGGAGGGUAGAGCACUGAACUCUAGUGGACAAAUGAAGAAAAUUCGACGGGGAAUUUUUUGAAAGCACGUGCACGGGCCCAGCGCGAUGAUAUUUGCCUUUAGUCCUAGCUACUCAAGAGGCAAAGUGGGGGGAUGGCUUGAGGUCAGGAGUUCGGGGCCGCAGGGAGUUAUGCUUGCGCCACUGCACUCCAGCCUGAGUGACAAGGCGAUACCCCAUCAAAACACGUGCACUUGAUUUGCCACCCGCCCUGUACUUCUUAGGCGUGUCAGAACUCCAGGACAGCUGGCUGUCAUGUAUAUUGGGGGCGGGGGGAAUCCCAGGAUUCUGAUACUGUUGCCCCGUGCGUCAACAUAUUGAGUAUGACCAGUGUGGAGGUCCUGGAGUUUAUCAAGGCACAUCUCAAAUCUCUCUCCCACGGCAGAUGCCUUCCUCACCCUGUCAGAACAGCUUGCACCUUUGUUAUUUCUCCUGUGUAAUUAUUUGUUUGGAUAUCUGCUUCCCCACUGGUCUGUAAUGUCUUGUUGGGUAGUAGCUCUGUGUCAUUCAUCUGUCUUCUCCAAAUGCUUGGCAGGGAAAAGUGCCCUUUAUAAUAAAUUGUCCUGAGUUGGGGGAGGGGGGGAUGGAAGUGAGGCUGUCAAUGGAUGAAUCUAGGUUAGAACUGGGUAGGAAAAUGUAUCAAGAUUAGUUUGAAGUUGGGCUGGGAAGGGGUCCUAAUGUGAAUAUAGACCUAAGGAUCCUAAUGUGGAAUAUCCAUGAUAUUGAGUGAGUGAUAUUGUUUAAGAAGGGGCAGAGACAAGGCAAAACCCCACACAACCCCAUCUUUCUGAAUAAAUUUUUCCCAGAGACUGGGUCUUGCUCUGUUGCCCAGACUGGAAUGCAGUGGUUUGAGCAUAGCUCACUGCAACCUCGAACUCCUGAGCUCAAGUGAUCCUCCUGUCUCAGCCUCUUGAGUAACUAGGACUACAGGCAUAUGCCACCACACCCAGCUAAUUUUUUAUUUGCAGGAACAUUUUUAUCUGGUCUCUAGGGAGGGUAGAGCACUGACUCUAGUGGACAAAUGAAGAAAAUUCGACAGGGAAUUUUUUGAAAGCACGUGCAUGGGCACAGCACCGUGAUAUUUGCCUGUAGUCCUAGCUACUCAAGAGGCAAAGUUGGGGGAUGGCUUGAGGUCAGGAGUUCGGGGCCGCAGGGAGUUAUGCUCGUGCCACUGCACUCUAGGUGGACUAGGUUGUCCACGCUGGUGUCAAUUCUUGGUCACAAGUGAUUCUUCUGCCUUGGGGCUCCCAAAAUGCUGGUAUUAUAGGUGUGAGCCACUGAGCCCAGAUACCACAUAAUACAGAUGUCUUAGAAAGGUUAUGGGAAUAUCUGGCUCCUCUGCAAUGUGAGAUUCUAUUUUGCCACCUCCAGAAGUGCUGGGUCUUGUUUUCAUAGCUCUGCCACCUGCUCAGGGAUAAAGUUAUGCUACUACUGUUCCCCACCCAAAAAAGAGGCACAGAAAGAGAAAAACAGGUACAUUGGACUCAAGUUUUAUGGGUACUUCAUGAUUGUCUCCACAUUCCUUCAUUGAAUAACCAGGAAGCACUGUAUUCCUUCCAUUUCAUGGAUCUGGGCCCCACAUCAGCCUUUGGGCCUAAGCCCUGGAGGCCCUGACACCUGGUGGCUGAGUUAGCAUCUCAGGAAUGGGCUUCAGGAAGAAACCUGGUGAGUCAGGGCCUCAAGAAUGGCGUUGGGCAAGCCAUCAGACCAGCUUCCUGGGCCUCCUCCUUGUUGAGGCAACACCACAGAGCUCAACUCAACUCACUUGACUCCUUGAGUACCCAUACUAUCCUUCCAAAUCCUGCCCUUCUCUGCCUGCUCAGCCUUGAUGCUGCGCAGGGGGUCUCAGAACCUGGAUCAGGACUUGGAAAGGGUGUCAGUGUUCAAGAGUGUAAGGAAGUAAACAUAAUGGAACUUCCAGGGAACCCCACUUUUCUACUUUAAAUCCCCUUUAACUGCUUCUGGAAUCCAAGAUAAAUGCCCUUUCUAUCUUCACUUCCUCCUCUCCUCAGUUUCCCUCAACCUGACUGCCAGGUCAGACAGGCUUCCUUAUUUCCUUCUUUAACAUCCUUAGACCAACAAAACAUGUUUUCUUUUCUCUUUCUUUUCUAUUUUGGUCUUAUAGCAUUUAUUGUAUGGGUGUGUGAAGGGAAGAGGGUCGAGAUUUUAGGAAAUGGGAUUUAGCAUCCCAGCCCUGAGCAUCUCCCAUCUUUUCAUAGGUUUCUGCAUUUGCUUGUGUUACUGUGACCGCUGCUCUUUAUCUCCCAUCCAGUCUGACAUAGGUGUCUCCUCUUCAGUUCCUGCCUCUUAAACCAAUGACCCUCCCAGGCAUGGAGUCUGCACCCUGAGUGGUUUGGCCCCAGGUUGCCCUGGAAGGGGUGUGAGUGAUCAGACAGGUGACUGAGGGCUGGAAUGCCUGAGGCCUGCCCUGACUGAGUCAUCUUGUGCUGUUGUUGUCACUGUUCUUGUUGAAGUCCCUGCUCAGUUCUACAGACAUCCGUAGGAACAACAACAGCUCCCAUCCUUUUACCCUUUCUGGAGACGCUGCAGCAGGAUGGUGAGCCGAAUGGGCUGGGGGGGGAGCCAGGGGCGGCUGAGGCAGUGGGGAGACCUGGGGCCAAGACCCGUGCCCCUCCUCCCCAUGCCACCUCUGCCUCCUCCUCCUCCUCAUCAGGGACCCCGGGGAGGGAGGAUCUCUAUCUACCCUCUGUCCCCUGCCACUCAUACAAGAAGCUCCUCCUCCUCCUCUUUCCCUCCUCUCAUGGGCCCCCCUUGCUUGGUGCUGCAGGGGACAGGGGCUUCUCAGCCUUGCCACAAUGCCCUCCCUGCCCCAGAUACCCCCACAAAGGCACAGCCCACAAUGGCACCUGCCUCUGCUUCCCCCUCUUGGGGAUCCCACACCACCCCACCCCUGGCCUCGGUGACUUCUCCUCCCUCACGCCGAUGCCCCCAGAAUGCUCCUGGGCUUCGGAUAGGUCCUCUGAUCCCUGAACAGGAUUAUGAGCGGCUAGAGGACUGUGACCCUGAGGGCUCCCAAGACUCACCCCUCCAUGGGGAGGAGCAGCAGCCCCUGCUUCACGUGCCCGAAGGCCUCCGGGGCUCCUGGCAUCACAUCCAGAACUUGGACAGCUUCUUCACCAAGAUCUACAGCUACCACCAGCGGAAUGGCUUCACCUGUAUCCUGCUGGAGGACAUCUUCCAGUUGGGACAAUUCAUUUUUAUUGUCAUCUUCACAACCUUCCUCCUUCGCUGUGUGGAUUACAAUGUUCUCUUUGCCAACCAACCAAAUAACCGUACCAGACCUGGGCCGUUCCACAACAAAGUGACCUUGUUGGAUGCCAUCCUACCCUCGGCCCAGUGUGCUGAGAGGAUCCACUCCAGCCCCAUGCUGGUCUUCCUCCUGGUCCUGGCUGUCGCCUUCUGGCUGGUCCAGCUGCUUCGCUCGGUCUGCAACCUCUUCAGCUACUGGGACAUCCAGGUGUUUUACAGGGAGGCCCUGCACAUCCCACCGGAGGAGCUCAGCUUGGUGCCCUGGGCAGAGGUGCAGUCCCGCCUCCUGGUGCUGCAGCGGAGCGGUGGGCUGUGCGUGCAGCCACGGCCACUAACAGAGCUGGACGUCCACCACCGGAUCCUGCGCUACACCAACUACCAGGUGGCUCUGGCCAACAAGGGCCUGCUGCCGGCCCGCUGCCCACUGCCCUGGGGAGGCAGUGCUGCCUUCUUCAGCCACGGCCUGGCACUCAACGUCAACCUGCUGUUUUUCCGCGGUCCUUUCUCUCUCUUCCGCGGGGGCUGGGAGCUGCCUGACGCCUACAAACGCAGCGACCAGCGGGGCGCCCUGGCCGCGCGCUGGGGGCGCACAGUGCUGCUGCUGGCCGCCGUGAACCUGGCGCUGAGCCCGCUGGUGCUGGCCUGGCAGGUGCUGCACGCUUUCUACAGCCACGUGGAGCUGCUGCGGCGCGAGCCGGACGCGCUCGGGGUGCGCUGUUGGUCCCGCCUGGCGCGCCUGCAGUUGCGCCACUUCAACGAGCUGCCGCACGAGCUACGAGCGCGCCUGGCCCGCGCCUAUCGUCCAGCCGCCGCCUUUCUGCGUGCCUCCGCGCCCGCCGCGCCCUUGCGCGCGCUGCUAGCCCGCCAGCUGGUCUUCUUCGCCGGCGCGCUCUUCGCCACCCUACUAGUUCUCACCGUCUAUGACGAGGACGUGCUUGCCGUGGAGCACGUGCUUACUGCCAUGACCGCGCUUGGGGUCACGGCCACCGUGGCCAGGUCUUUCAUUCCGGAGGAGCAGUGCCAAGGUCGUUCCCCGCAGCUCCUGCUGCAGGCCGCCCUAGCCCACAUGCACUACCUCCCGGAAGAACCCGGCCCUGGCGGCAGGGCCAGCGCCUACCAGCAGAUGGCGCAGCUGUUGCAGUACCGGGCGGUUUCCCUGCUGGAGGAGCUUCUGUCUCCCCUCCUCACCCCGCUGUUUCUGCUUUUCUGGUUCCGCCCUCGUGCCCUGGAGAUCAUUGACUUCUUCCAUCAUUUCACUGUGGAUGUGGCUGGGGUUGGGGACAUCUGUUCCUUUGCCCUUAUGGAUGUGAAGCGCCAUGGCCACCCUCAGUGGCUAUCAGCAGGACAGACAGAGGCCUCACUGUCUCAGCGUGCAGAGAAUGGGAAGACUGAACUCUCUUUGAUGCGGUUCUCCCUGGCCCAUCCACUAUGGCGCCCCCCAGGGCACAGCUCUAAGUUCCUUGGGCACCUCCGGGGCCGGGUACAACAAGAUGCAGCUGCCUGGAGUGCUACUUCGACUCAAAGUCCCCCCACCCCAGGGGUACUCAGCAAUUGCACCUCACCUCUGCCAGAGGCCUUCCUGGCUAACCUCUUGGGGCACCCCCUCCUGCCCCCGAGGGACCUGAGCCCCACAUCCCCCUGUCCAGCUGCUGCCACAGCCAGCCUCCUUGCCUCCAUUUCCCGCAUUGCCCAGGACCCCAGUUUUUGGCCUGGGCCGGGUAUGAACCUGCCACCUCCAGUAUAUGGGGCCGGCGUCCAGAGUCUCAAGCUGUGGCCUUGGGUAGAGUGCUGUGGGAUCACAGCUCACAGCAACCUCAAACUCCUGGGCUUAGCUGUGCAUCCCCAGGAGGCACUGGGGGCCAGAAGUUGGCCCAGCUCCCAGAGCUUGCUUCUGCUGAGAUGAGUCUCCAUGCCAUCUACUUGCACCAGCUUCAUCAGCAGCAGCAGCAGCAGGAGCUGUGGGGGGCAGCUUCAGCCAUCUCUCUGUCCAGGCCCUGGUCUAGUCCCUCACAGCCACCCUCGCCUGAUGAGGAGAAGCCAUCUUGGUCAAGUGAU